AUGGCGCCUGAGGCCGCCUCCUGCUUGGUCGAUGUGGUUGAUGCGGCGAGGCUCCUUCCCCUCGAGGCCAAUCCCGACGUCAUGAACCAGGACCGGAGCAAGGAAGCCCAAGCUUCAGCUACCUCGUCGGUGGAAACCAAGGAGCCCAGCAAGAACGUAUAUUUCACAAAACAAACUGUUGGGAAUGCCUGUGGCACAGUUGGUAUUAUUCAUGCCCUGGGGAAUGCUACUUCCAGAAUCAAACUAGCUGAGGGGUCAUAUUUCGAUAGAUUUUAUAAACGAACUGCUGACAUGAAUCCUACCCAGCGUGCUACAUUUCUUGAGGAGGACGAGGAAAUGGAGAAUGCUCAUUCCAUUGCCGCUACUGCUGGUGACACAGAGGCCAAGGAUGGAGUAAUUGAACAUUACAUUUGUUUCUCUUGCGUCGAUGGAGAACUUUAUGAGCUUGAUGGGGGGACAUCACAGCCAAUACCCCAUGGGCCUUCCACUCCUGAUACCUUGUUGCACGAUGCUGCAAAAGUUAUAAAAGCAAGACUUGCCUUGUAUUCCCAGUCAAUCAACUUCAAUGUCAUGGUUUUUUCAGGCAAAGUGAUAUAG
Molecule: messenger RNA, 597 nt
Organism: Miscanthus lutarioriparius
Lineage: Eukaryota; Viridiplantae; Streptophyta; Magnoliopsida; Poales; Poaceae
Source: the annotation of a GenBank genome assembly